ACUCGGCGGCUGGCAUAGUGCAUGUUCAUUUGACAUGGCGUGCAAAAGAAUUUUCCAUAGUCGCCGUGUCAUUGAACCCAUUUUCUUAUUCUCGCUUGGAGUUUUUCUUUGCACAGAUGCAAAGCCGGCUGUCAUAAAAGCAAUACCCACGACAGCAACUGAAAAAUCCUGGUUCCACUCAGUGUCGUCAGCAUUUGAGGGACUGUGGCCUGGACAGCACAAUCAAGAUGCUCGCAUAAUCGGAGGAACAAAAGUUGAUGGCGCGUAUCCAUGGUUGGUGGAGUUCCUUCCAAAUUCGACCACAUUAUGUACGGCUCAGAUCGUCUCUGCAACUUGGGCAUUAUCUGCGGUCCAUUGCGUUGUCGAUUGGAACACGGGGACGAUAAUGCCGGCUUCGUCUGCCCGACUCAUCGUCGGCUGCAACAGCAACACACUAUCAACGAAUUGCAACCGAGUUCAAGUCAAACGGUUUGUUCCUCAUCCAGAUUUCAAUGCAACACUGCUUGAAAAUGACAUUUUGCUGAUCGAGGUCUCGGUCGAUCUGUCCCCACUGAUCAACAACCAGUUCCCAAAGAUCGAUGGGCUUACAACUCUGCCCGCUGGACUUCUUAGCCCUGGGAAUUCCAUCAUCCUUGCAGGCUUCGGGGUGACAGCAAACAUACAGUCGGGAAAGCCACCUGAGAUUCCCUUCGCAUUGUACGAGGUUUCCGUUCCUAUCGCAACAGAGCAAACGUGCAAGAACAGCAAUCCCUCUCUUGCAACCUUCGCUUCUCGAUGGGUGUGGUUGUGCGUAGAUGGAGAAGGGCAGAAGGACAGCUGCGAAGGAGACUCAGGUGGCCCAGCCUUUUUCUCUGUCAGCAACUCUGCCUACAUCGUUGGAGUGCUCAGCAUGGGAUCACAGUUACCGUUAAAUGCUCCCUUAUGCGCGACGCCUGGGCGCUAUGGCGUGUACACACAGAUCAGUUUCUACUCCGAUUUUCUGAAGAGUCACAUCUAUGAUAUUCAAUUCCAAGGUACUGUUUCAAAGGGAGACAGGUUAAUUUCUUCUUCCUGGCCCAUUUUCAUUUUCGCAAGUGUUGUUGUCACAACAUUACUUCCUUAGAUGAAUGUAACCUAUCUCACCAUGUUAGAUGUAAGAAAAAUAUGUAUAAGAAGAGAUUUCGAGUG
Guillardia theta CCMP2712 is the source of this 1167-nucleotide messenger RNA. RefSeq lists its product as hypothetical. NCBI's taxonomy places the organism in Eukaryota, Cryptophyceae, Pyrenomonadales, Geminigeraceae. The record is from RefSeq and is a predicted model, not a curated record. The transcript has 10 exons. The coding region runs from base 35 to 1102 and encodes 355 amino acids. Gene Ontology annotation, molecular function: serine-type endopeptidase activity. Gene Ontology annotation, biological process: proteolysis.